Molecule: messenger RNA, 1171 nt
Organism: Lathyrus oleraceus (garden pea)
Lineage: Eukaryota; Viridiplantae; Streptophyta; Magnoliopsida; Fabales; Fabaceae
Exons: 1
Coding region: 212-877 (221 amino acids)
Source: RefSeq, a predicted model, not a curated record
UUUUCUACGCCAUCCUAUAUUAAUGUCAAAGUCUAAAAAGUCUAAAUAGAAUAAUUAUACAAACAUUUCAAACCUUUAUCUUGACCUUAGCUAUACGCGUGUACUUCAAAACUAGAUCCAGUCAAGUCUUGUCUCCCACACAAUUUCAUCAAUAAAUACAUUUCUGAACUCUCCUCUUUCGAUCAAAAUAGUUCCUCAAAAACUUUUCCAAAUGUUCAACCAUUUAGUUUGCGGCAGUUUCCAACACCAACAAGAUCUUGAUUUACCAUGUUCAUCUCCCAAAUCAAAAUCCAAAAGAAAAGACAACCCCUACGCUUCACGAGGCUUGGACAAAUUUUCCACCCUUUUAUCCGAACUUGAUCAACGAAGAAAGAAAGUUUACUCGCAAAUGAACCCUCGUGAUAUAUCUUUUGUUCGUUUUACAUACUCAAACGACAACGAUUUCGUUCCGAUUGUUGUCAAACUCAAAAACAGCAAUCAGAAGAAACACAAGAGCGAAGAACAAGUUAAGGUAAGACAUUCAACGUCGUUCUCAGAACCGAUGGAUCAGAAACAUGUCGAAGAAACAAAGCAAUUACACAGGAUGGAAUCAUCUCACCAUCGUGUUACUAUUGCUGAUAAAGAUGAAAUGUUGAAGAGGCCUUCUUUCUAUGUGCCGGUUGUGAUGAUGUUGAUUUUGUUGUUGUUGACUGUUUUUGGAAGAUCUUUUGCAACGGUUUGUACGUGUGUUGUGUGGUAUAUAGUUCCUAUUUUGAAAGAUAGUUCGAAAGAAAAACUGGUGAAGAAAAAUGAUUAUGUAGCUGAAGGGUUAGUUUCUCCUAGAAGUGGUGAAUCUGAUAUGAGAUCUGGAAAACAUAGACACCAGAAAAGCUGGUGAUGUUUAUGUAACAGUUUUAUGGGUUUUCUUCUUCUAUUUCUAUUCCUGGGUUUGGGAAUAGGAGUUUUUUUUUUUUUGUGUGUGUGUGUAAAUUAUGUGUCUGUUUUCUUGGUGAUGUUCUUUGAGAUAGAUUGAAAAGUAAUUCAAUAAUCUAUUGAGGAUGUUUUCUCCAAGUGUAAAUUAUGGUAGAGAUUAUAGGACUUACAUUUGUACAUCGAAUGGUUGGUUCCAUAUAAGAAAAAUGUAUGGAGUUUUUUCUUGGACUCAUAAUAAUGGAUUUCAUCGUUUUUUCAA